UCCGAAUGGUACACCCACUGUUCGUCAACAUAAAUAUGACCCAAGAAGAGAAAUUCAUUGUCACGAAGAAAAGCUGUAUCGAUUGGUAAAAAUGAAACCAAUUCAAAUCAACGCACAACUUUUAUAAGAGUUCUAAAGUUCCUAUGGCUCGAAAAAUUCGUUUGCGUUGGUGUACAUAGAAAACGGGAUAGAACAGUGAAUCACACAAGAACCUGCCGUUGACAGUAUCAUCACAAUUGUUCUUGUUUACUUUUCAUUCCAACCUAACUGAUAAGCGAGAACAAAAAAAAAGAAGCUGGCUACGCGUUAAUCUAUACUGCUGCAAUGAGUAGUGUUUACUCAUCCUCCACUAUCUCGACUGGUGAUCAAGAAGAAAGUAGUGUAUCCAGAGACAGAGGUAUUAGCCGAGCGCAAAACGUACAAUUCGAUGAUACGAUGAGACCCAUACGCCCUUACGUUUCGAGCCAGCGAACCAGAAGCAACAGUGACAUGGCGGUGGAAACAAAGGAACCAACUGACGACGAGGGCAUCGUUGAGUCUCCCGUACUGCAGGAUACCCGCAUCAACGAGAUGGAAGAACGUUUGAGGCGGAAGUUGCAGUUUUUCUUCAUGAAUCCAAUCGAAAAAUGGGAAGCGAAGCGACGUUUCCCUUACAAGUUUGUGGUACAAGUUAUCAAAAUAGUGCUCGUAACGCUGCAACUGUGUCUUUUUGCGCAUUCGCGAUACACGCACGUGAACUACACAUGGGACAACACGGUCACCUUUUCACACCUCUUCCUCCGCGGCUGGGAUAUCACGAUGGAGGUCAACAACUAUCCACCCGAGACGGGCCCGCUAUCGGUGUACAUGAUCGAUGAGUUCUUCAAAACGAUUGAUUACGCUGCAGCAGGAUACGCAAACCUUCCUCAGGCGAUCGGGCCCUACUCCUUCCCAACCGAGGACAAUACGAUGGCACCCAUGCGAUUGUGUCUGUACCGAUACAAGGAUGGUACUAUCUUUGGAUUUAACGAAAGCUACGUAUUUAACCCGGAAAUUGACACACUGUGCGUGGAUCUGUAUCAGAACGUGACCACAAACGGGAGCCAGGCGUACCUGCACGAUAAAGAUAUUCAUAUCAACUUCUCGGCGUUAGUAAAGGCGGAAUUGAAAUUUGCCAUCAAAACUGUUAACUUCAAGGCGGCGGGGCCAAUAACAGCUCCCGAUUGCUAUCGUUUCGAUAUAAUGAUUUUCUUCAACAACCAAGACCACGAUGGCCAAAUGGUACUUCGGCUGGAAGCAGAACCUACACGGUUGGUUUGCCACGGCGAUGUAGAGUUUAUCAAAAACUCACAAAUAGACGACGCACUGCGCAGCUUGUUGAACAUUCUAGUGAUCGUGAUAUGUCUGGUUUCGUUUGCUCUCUGUGCACGUGCAAUUUUUCGUGCCCAGAUUUUGCGGCUGACUACUUGUGAUUUUUUCAAGCAAGCCUAUGGCAAGGAUCUUAGCUGCGAAGGCAAAUGGGAGUUCGUCAACAUGUGGUACAUCAUGAUCGUAUUCAACGACAUACUGCUUAUUAUUGGAUCGGCACUUAAGGAGCAGAUUGAAAGGAAGCACUUUAUUGCAGACGACUGGAACGUUUGCUCCCUGCUUUUGGGCGUGGGCAACUCGUUAGUUUGGUUCGGUGUUUUGCGUUACCUUGGAUUCUUCAAAACGUACAAUGUCGUCAUACUAACACUGAAGAAGGCUGCACCUAAAAUUAGCCGAUUUUUGCUCUGUGCUCUUUUAAUCUAUGCUGGCUUCACCUUCUGUGGAUGGCUGGUGCUUGGACCGUACCACAUUAAGUUUCGUUCGCUUUCUACCACCUCCGAGUGUCUGUUCGCUCUUAUCAACGGUGACGAUAUGUUUGCAACCUUCUCGAUCAUGUCGGAAAAAUCAUUGAUGCUGUGGUGGUUUUGCCGAAUCUAUCUGUACUCCUUUACCAGCCUCUAUAUAUAUGUGGUAUUAUCUUUGUUCAUAUCCGUCAUUAUGGACGCGUACGAUACGAUCAAGAAGUAUUACAAGGAUGGUUUCCCACAGUCCGAUCUUCGACUGUUUGUUGGACCGAUCAGUCCUAAUGACUUCUCUAGCGGUGUUUUCCGGGAGCACGAAGAAUUCGAUCUGGAGAACAUGUCGUUUUUCGAUGUGGUAAAACGCAUAUUUUGUUUUUCCACCAGGACCAACGGCCCAACGGGCUACACAUCAUUAUUACCAAAGGCUUCUUCUUCAAGCUAUGUCAACAAUUAGCCACUUUCAAAUCUCUUCAGUAUCGUUGUUCAUUAAUUUGUUAUGAAGUAUGUAAUAAAUUUUAAAAAGCCAUAAAAAAUACA
This is a messenger RNA of Anopheles arabiensis, 2345 nucleotides long. Its product is annotated as mucolipin-3-like. The transcript has a single exon. The coding region runs from base 325 to 2262 and encodes 645 amino acids. Gene Ontology annotation, molecular function: NAADP-sensitive calcium-release channel activity. Lineage: Eukaryota; Metazoa; Arthropoda; Insecta; Diptera; Culicidae. Gene Ontology annotation, cellular component: plasma membrane; lysosomal membrane. The record is from RefSeq and is a predicted model, not a curated record.